Molecule: messenger RNA, 612 nt
Organism: Zychaea mexicana
Lineage: Eukaryota; Fungi; Mucoromycota; Mucoromycetes; Mucorales; Lichtheimiaceae
Exons: 4
Coding region: 1-612 (203 amino acids)
Source: RefSeq, a predicted model, not a curated record
AUGGCAACUGAACAUACCCCUUUCAUCACAGAUGAAAAUGUUUCAUGGAAACGUAUUGAACAACAAUUGGCAGGUGAUGAAGCAGAAGAGUCAUCAUUACCAUCUUUGCCACAGUCAUCGACUUCUCCUCCAGACUUGAAAAGCAAACUGACUGCUGCAGACAAAAUCACAUUGACUGAGAAGCUCCAAAAUUUCAAAAAGCUUCAUAAAGAUGAUUUCUGGGUCUUGGCAGCAACAAGGAGACAAGCAGAAGAUGAUGUUGAGCCGAUCUCCGUCGAAGAAAAGGUUAUGGCGUUUGCGUUGGGAUGCGAGUAUUAUCAUCCUUCCCAAUCUUUGAUCCUAGAUUUGGGGGAUAAAAACUGGAGUUCUGUGUUCAGUGAAGAAGACCUCGACGAAAUACGUGGUGCUGGUGGCGAUUUGCCUUGUGGUAAAACUGGUGCGGAGGUGUUCAAGUAUGCAAGAAGCAUUGAAAUCACCGAUCCUACCAAAGAAACAUUGAAAGUGUGGUUGUCGACCGAGCUACAAAAUAUACAGUGGACCCCCUUUAAUGUCAACCCCUUUAAUGUCAACCCCCGAUACGGUCAACCUUUUUCUGAGAACCUCAAAUUUUAG